Messenger RNA from Prorocentrum cordatum, 1852 nucleotides. The record is from the annotation of a GenBank genome assembly. NCBI's taxonomy places the organism in Eukaryota, Dinophyceae, Prorocentrales, Prorocentraceae.
AGCCGUUCUGACACGGACGGCCCGCUCGCCCGGGCUCCCGGCGGCGCCCCCCAUUGACGCAUCAGCUCCCGAUGGGCCACAGCAGUCUAGGGCCGCGCGGGAGCGCGCUGGUCGAGACGAGGACGGGCCCCAUGCUACACCUGCAGCUGCGCGGGGGCGGCGUGCAGGCCGGCGCCGCACUCGCCGAGCGGGCGAAGGAGCCUUCGCACCCUGCGCCCGUGAGGGGCUCGGCGGCCGAACCCCUGCGCUGCGCGGGACCCUCGCGCGCAGAGCCCGCGCAGGAGCGCCGGCACCUGGCGCCGCUGGCGGAAGAGGAGAGGCUGGAGUGCGCGUUCGACCAGCUCGGCGCGUCCACCGAGCUCCUCGAGAGCUGGCAGCUGAUCGAGCGCAAGUUGCGCCAUGCCCGCGGGGGCUCCGGCUUUCAGCUGGGCCCAGCCGAACGGCGCGCGACGCUACGGUUCAUCUACUGCUUCAUCGAGCUGAUGGACAUGCCGCCGCAGCAGACCUGGUUCGAGGCCGCGGCGCUGCUCGACGCCUUCCUCCGAUGCGCGCCGGGUGGCACGAGCAUCGGCUCCUUGCCCGCCGUCGCCGUGGCUGUCGUCAAGGUCUUGAAGAAGAAGGACAUGGCGUGUCUCGACAUGAGCAAGUCUGGUCUCUCGGGGCACGCCCGGCCGCUGGCCGCGGCUCUGCGGCAGCUGGGCCACGCGGUGCCCGACGCCACGGAGGGCUCGAUUGCCGAGGCCGAGCACUUGCUGCUGAAGACGCUCGGCUGGCGGACCUGCAUGCCCUCCGUUCAGGCCUGGACGGAGAAGUUCUGCGCGCGCCUGAGCGCGCUGACCCGCGGCCUGCCGGUGGGGCCUACGCUGGAGUGGAUCUGGCAGCGCAGCUACUGCCAGGCCAUGGCCCUCGUGAUGGAUGCCGCCGAGCAGCCCCCGCGCCAGGUGGCCCUCGGCCUGCUGGCGCUCGGUGCCGUGGAGGCGGGCCUGAUCCCGCUGGACAGCGUCCGGCCAGGCAAGCACGAGCCGGAGACCUGGGCGCAGCUCGCGGCACGGAGGCUGCUCGCGGGCGGGGCGCCCGCGAGCCCUGGACCGCCCGAGGCCGUCCGCCAGGUGCUGCGCCUCGUCGAGAAAGCGACGGUCGCCGGCAGAGAGGAGGUCCAGGACGCGUGCGAGUUGGUGCUACUCACGCUCGACAGGGCCACCAGCGCGGUCAGCACGCCGACCCACGCGACCGCCACUGGCCCUGGAGCCACCGCGUCGGCGACGAGCACGACGGGCGUGCCCAUGUGCGCUGCGGCUGCCUAGUGAGGCCGCCGAGAUCAGCCCAGAGUCAGCACACCAGCGGCUCGCGUCGGGCAGCCGCGUGUGCCUUGGUGAAUUGUGGGGCAGGGGAGGGGAGGGUGUUGCGGUGAGGUAAUUGACUAGUAUGUCGGCGCACGUGUCAUCCUCGACUGCGGCUUCUGCCCACAUCGUGGGGCCCGCGUGGCUACUCGCAGUCGUUUUUUAGAAUCAAUGGAUGAUCAAGUGUUGCUGCUUGUGCGUCGAUGUUGUUUUGCAGGCAAGGCGCAAGAUUUUCGACGAGGCGGCAAAUUUCAAUUAGGGAAUAUCUUCUUUCGGCUAGCUUAGAUGAUAGACAACUGUCGCGGGCAGAGCGCCAGGAGAUUGCAGCUCACUGCAAGCUGCAUUAGCCCUGGCGAUUUUGAGACCAUCCUCGGGAUGUUCGCGAGCCUGGAAUGGCGUGUUGUUCUCAGCUCCACUCUCCGCCAUAUUUGUUGACAUUCGCGAUCCCUCUCGCUUCGCGGGGUGCACGUACGGACCACGUAUAGUUGUCCAGUCGUUGUCGGGACUCCCGG